Molecule: messenger RNA, 2034 nt
Organism: Linepithema humile (Argentine ant)
Lineage: Eukaryota; Metazoa; Arthropoda; Insecta; Hymenoptera; Formicidae
Product: putative fibroblast growth factor 1
Biological process (GO): cell differentiation; regulation of cell migration; positive regulation of cell population proliferation
Cellular component (GO): cytoplasm
Molecular function (GO): fibroblast growth factor receptor binding; growth factor activity
Source: RefSeq, a predicted model, not a curated record
AUCAUCAAGCCUGGCGGAUCCUCGUGUGCGCGGAAGAGAUCGGUUUUUCUCGUCGAGUCUAUACAGUGCAAUGUAGCCGAAGAAAAAUUUAUUUUUUACUCUUCCUUGUUGAAGAAACGAAAAAUCGAUGUUUCUCAGCUAUUUUUCAACUUUAUUUUAUCAAUUUCUUAUUUAAAUUUGCAAAAAGCUUUCUAUGUGCGAUAUAGGUGUAUAUAUUCGUGCGUGAAAACGGUCUAAUGUAAUGUAUUCAUUGUCGUGGUGCUUUUUACAAUAUAGUACGAUGUAACAAUUGCUAUAAAUAAUUAGUGCGCGUGCUGAUGUCGAUGUGUUACAUCGAAGAAGACUCGAGUUGAUAUUUGCACAGUAACAAGACCGCGAAAAUGAGUUUGCGCUGGAUUCAUGAGAAUCUCGAACCACCAACGGUCGACGAAGAGUGCAGCGAUAUUGAUGAUAGUUGCAGCGACGAUAGUUACGCUACAGAUUUGUCCCUUCACGAGGAUGACAACAUAACGACGGAGAACGGGAAAGGAAUUAUUCGCGACGGCCGGAAGAAGAGAGAAACCAAGAGACCUCCGACUGUAACCGUCACUUUUGAUGGGACGCCGCGUAACAUUCAACGUAAUUCUAAAUCACGGAAGUACUCGCCCUGCGUGAUAUGGGAUCCCCGACAGCCAGCGAAAAACCCCGCCUACAAUUGUCAGGUAAUAAAACUGUACUGCCGAACCGGGUAUCAUCUGGCAAUUACACCGUCAGGACGAGUUCGAGGAUUAUCCGGCAACAAUGAGUCGCACGCUCUGCUUCACGUGACGCCGGUGUCUUUUGGCGUUAUCAGGAUACAAAGUGUCGAAACAAGGCUCUACUUGGCAUUCAAUAAGAAAGGACGAUUAUAUGGAGAGAUAAAUAUGAAUAAUGACAAUACUGAGUGGGAACAAUGGAGUAUUGGCUCCUACGAUGCGUUUCGAUCACGCAAAUAUGUAUAUUAUGGAUGGUGGAUAGGAAUAAAAAAGAAUGGGCGAGCAAAAUCAGGAGCGAAAACGUCUUGGGGACAAAAGGCGAUACAAUUUUCAGCUAUUCAAGAGAAUGAAUCAAUUAACUAGAAAAUUUCUGUACACACGCACGUGCGCGCGCAAUUUUUAGGCCCAAUAUUAUAUUCGUUAUACAAACUAACAGAAUUCUUAGAAAGAAAUCCAGAACAGCGAUGAAUGAGUGUUUUAUGAAGGAAGAAAUGAUGAUCGAUAAUAAAGAAAGAAAAUAAGUAAGAAAUUCGUUCGAAUGAGAACUCAAUAUUGAUCAAACAGCAAUGUUCCAAUAGAAUAUAAUGUUUAUUAUAACACUGUGUUACUCAACAAUGGGAUAAUUUGACAUUGUGCAUUCUGCUUGUGCCCUCGAACUGAAACUCUAUCGCAAGUCGCAGUUUUCCAUUUGCAGUAAAUAUAUAUUUAUUAUUAAUAUCAGUCACCACUAUUACAAACAAGAUGAUUGUGUAUCAGCAUUGUUCCGUCGUAAACAGCGAACUUUAAACUGGCCAUCUUGCUCGUAGAGUAUUCGCAAAUAUUAAUUUUUUUUUGUAAUAUGAUAUCAUAAUUAAUGUAUUGUAAUUGUACGUAAUUAUAUGUUAUCUCUUUUGUACAUCUAAAUACAAUGCGUAUAUAUAUAAAAACGUCCAAAUUUCCAAACGAGUUUAUAUUAAAAGAGGAGGACCAAAUAUUGCUUUAAGUGUUUUAAUACUAAGUUUUGCAAAUGUGAAGUGCAUAUUUAGAAUAAACCUUCAAAAAUAUAUAUCAAUACAAGAAGCAAUGUAUGAGCAAGAUAAAUUAGUAAUUAUAUUUAUAAUUUAUAUAUAUACACAAAUCAAUUAAUCAAAGCUAAAGCUUAUGUUAGACAAAUAAUAAAAAAUAUAAUUAUAAUUGUUAAAUUAUUAUUAUCUAUAAAAAUCCUUACUUGAUUUCAUGUAAUCGCAUUAUUUACUUAUACAAUAAUCAAAGUAUUGUUAUUAUUUCUCCCAAAAAGAUAACAAAUAUUAUCUAUUAUGCA